This is a messenger RNA of Cajanus cajan (pigeon pea), 1152 nucleotides long. Its product is annotated as proteasome subunit alpha type-4. The record is from RefSeq and is a predicted model, not a curated record. Gene Ontology annotation, biological process: ubiquitin-dependent protein catabolic process. NCBI's taxonomy places the organism in Eukaryota, Viridiplantae, Streptophyta, Magnoliopsida, Fabales, Fabaceae. Gene Ontology annotation, cellular component: proteasome core complex, alpha-subunit complex; proteasome core complex.
UCCAUUUUUCGGACUUAAGCUGCACUCCCUGCGCUAACACCUUCUCUCUCUGUGCCAAGCUCUGCGAUCGCCGUCUUCGCCUUCACCGUUUCCGGUCAAUAUGUCUCGAAGAUAUGAUAGCCGUACGACAAUUUUCUCACCUGAAGGACGUCUUUACCAAGUGGAGUAUGCAAUGGAGGCCAUUGGGAAUGCUGGUACUGCAAUAGGAAUCUUGUCAAAAGAUGGGGUAGUUCUGGUUGGUGAGAAGAAGGUCACGUCCAAGCUGCUGCAAACCUCAACUUCCACUGAGAAAAUGUACAAGAUUGAUGAUCACGUUGCAUGUGCUGUGGCUGGAAUUAUGUCUGAUGCCAACAUCCUAAUCAAUACUGCCAGGGUCCAGGCACAACGUUAUGCAUAUGCUUACCAAGAGCCAAUGCCAGUUGAGCAGUUGGUUCAAUCUCUUUGUGAUACUAAGCAAGGUUACACACAAUUUGGUGGUCUUCGACCAUUUGGAGUCUCAUUCCUGUUUGCUGGUUGGGACAAAAAUUUCGGCUUUCAACUUUACACAAGUGAUCCCAGUGGAAAUUAUGGUGGUUGGAAAGCUGCAGCUAUCGGUGCCAACAACCAGGCAGCACAGUCAAUUCUAAAACAGGAUUACAAGGAUGAUAUCACAAGGGAAGAAGCAGUUCAACUUGCGCUGAAGGUACUGAGUAAAACUAUGGACAGCACAAGUCUCACCUCUGAAAAGCUUGAACUUGCAGAGGUUUUUCUCUCACCUUCUGGAAAAGUCAAGUAUCAAGUUUGCUCCCCAGAAAACCUGACUAAGCUGUUGGUGAAGUUCGGGGUGACCCAACCAGCAACAGACACUGCUUAGCUUCUUGGUUUCUUGUCAUAUGUAGUUUAAUUAUGCCUAUACAAUGCAUUUGGAACGUUCUUCCUUUUCAGUAUAGACGUUAGAAAAGUGUCCCAAAUCUAUUUCAAAGUUCAAACUUACAAACAUUUUGUAUUAUUGCUUUUUAGUUUGUAUUUCUUCGGUGAUUUUCAGGACUUAAAUAUAUGAUAUCUGUAUCCGUUCAUUGCUUUUGCUUUCUGCCUAUCUUCCGUUUCUUGCCCGUAAUUUGGAUUGAAGAUGGUAGAAGUAGAACCAAUGCAUCAACUAGCUUUGUCAAGCAA